AUGCCUUUGAGCUCCGUACCGCAGCUGGCGGCCCUGUAUGUGGAGACUGACAAGGAGCUCGGGAGGAUCGAGGCUCUCGGUCGGGCGGUGGAGAGCAAGCUAGGGGAGUGCCUGAAGAGCGGCAAGAUCCCUGACAGCAAGCUGGUCGAGAUGAUCGCCGUGCUCAAGGUGAAGGCGAUCGAGACCUCGAUCUCAGCCUGCUUCAAGCUGAAGCAGGAGCUGGGAAGCUAUGCGCUCAUGGGGGGCACCGGCUUCGAAAAGCUGGACUACCUCCAGUGCUGCAAGUUUGCGGAAGGCGACAGUCGGAUCCUCAUGCAGAAGCUGACUCGAGAUCGCCUUCAGGCCUUCGCGAAGUCCCCAUCCGGCAAGGGCAAGGAGCCAGAGGCCUGCAUGAAGCUGGGCAUGAGCUUGAAGAAGGGUGGCAAAGCCGCGUGGAACGACAACUUCGAGCUGGUCUACGGCAUUGCCGAGAUGGUCAUGGAGCGAACAGUGGACGAGGUUGCCGGCCCGCGAGCCAGCCUCUGA
Molecule: messenger RNA, 525 nt
Organism: Symbiodinium natans
Lineage: Eukaryota; Dinophyceae; Suessiales; Symbiodiniaceae
Source: the annotation of a GenBank genome assembly